Messenger RNA from Linnemannia hyalina, 5178 nucleotides. The record is from the annotation of a GenBank genome assembly. Lineage: Eukaryota; Fungi; Mortierellomycota; Mortierellomycetes; Mortierellales; Mortierellaceae.
AUGGCCACCCCACUUGUCGCCACGGUCCCUCCUGAAAAUUACAUCCCUCUCACCCUCAAGAGCGUCCGCGCAGCAAAGUCCAGGAACAAACUUCGACAAGAGUCCCAGAUCGGAGUGGCGACUGGUAUCCGACGAAACUCACUGCCAAAAUCAGCUCUUACGACGACGACGAGUUCAGGGGGAAAUGAAGGAUCAAUAGCUGGAUUUUCGUCAAUACCACCUCCUGUCAAUCACCUCCCGCCUCUGCCCACCACACCGUCCACCUCCAACAACAACUACGUCUCUGACAAUUUAGAAAUGCCAACGCUGCUGAAUGCAAGUCCAGGCAGGCGAAGGGCGACCUCCCCGUCGAUAUUGUCGCCCCUUCAUUCCCUUCCGACCGACCCUUCCCCUUCCUUGUCCUUGUUCUCCUCCCCCUCUGCCGCUGUUGCCUCUUCAUCACGCAGGCGUGAGAGUUCCACAGCGUCGACGUCUGGACUUGCUCAUAUGCCCGUCAUCAUGCCACGACCCAUCCUCAAGGACACUUCUUCCAGGGAUAAAGUGCGCGAGAGCUGGAUGUCAGAUGUGCCUGGAAUCACGAUAUCAGGAACAUCGACUACUGGUGGUAGCAAUCGAUCAGUUGUCGGCAGUGGAGGAGUUCCAUACUCUCAAGGGCCAGUCUCGCCGUCGCCCGUGGCGCCACCCAAGAGUCUGGCUAGAGCCAACAGUGCCGGCGCAAAGCGACCGUCCAGGCUGAACCGACACUCUGAAACAGAUCACGACCAGGAUGCGCUGACACCCAGGCCGCGGCAAGGAAGCUCAGGAUACGGGCCCGAUUACCGACCUCGGAGGCAGAGUGGUGGGCCAGGCCAUUUGUUGUUCACGUUUGAUGUGUCGGCGUCUUCGAGUGCCGACUUUGAGAGUGAGGAGUACGAGGACAGUGAGAUCGACGAUCGGGAGGAGUUGUAUUCCAAGCAUUUGCAGGCGCAGUACACCCGGCUUCAGCAAUCGCAACUUCGCCAAUCGUCCACGGAUGGUGGUAGUGCUCUUUCGGCGGCAGUUAUGGCGGCAGGAUCAAGAUUGCCGAGCAAUGGCGGCGAGCACAAUAUCCCAUAUUUGGCGAAGCGUGGACAGCGCAAGUCGCUGGGAGAUGAAUUGGAUUUGCCACCUGUGCCCGAGAAGAGCAUGCAGAGGAAACGAGUGUCGACCAUGGGCUCGACGACCUUGCCGGCCAUGUCGACUUCAUUGGCUUCAGCCCUCUCUGUUGCCAACAACUCCUCCAACUCCGGGGCGUCGGAGGCUCUGUCAUCCAUUACCCGUUCCAACACGACUGGUCACCAGAAGCUCAAGGGACCGUAUGGAGGUGGGGCGAUUGGUGGAGGAGGAGCCAUUGGAGGAGGUGGUGGCAGUAUUGGCGGCAAUUCAUUGUCGUUUGAGCCGCUCUUUGCUCUCAAAGAUUCAGGAUCAGACAGUAGCAGCAAACGAGUAGGAGGAAGCGAUUCGAAAGUACUGUUGCAGGGAGGUGGAGAUGGUGGAGCUUUGGGGAGCCGACUCUCGGAAGUCUCGGAUGCUGAUUGGUCCACGGCUCUCUUGACCAUCGACCCUAACCAGCAGGGCGUGUCUAUCAUGGAUCUGAGUAAGAGGGGACUGACUGAAGUUCCCUCGGGUCUGCCGUCCACCAUCACUCAUCUGCGCCUCGCCUACAACUUGGUCCAGAUCCUGACGCCCAUCACCAGUCUGACGGUUCUUCACCAUCUCCAAGUGCUGGACUUGUGCGACAACCAAUUGGAGAUCCUCCCUCCCGAGUUGGGUCUGUUGACUCGUCUGAAGGAGCUCUAUCUGUCGAACAACAAGCUGUACAAGCUGCCCGAUACCAUCCAGCGAAUGGCUCGCCUGGAAGUUCUCGAUGUGCGGAAUAACCAGUUCUAUCUUCUGAAUCCCAUUGUUGGACGACUCAAAGCCCUUCGUCAACUGGAUGUAAGGCAUAACCAGCUCAAGUCCCUCCCUCCAUCGCUCUACAUGCUCUCGUCAACCCUCACACUCCUCUUGGUCGACGGAAACCAGUUUGUCCAGCCCUUCUCAGACCUGCUUCAACCCCUCAUGUCGGACGACACCGAUUCCCAGGCCUCGACGUCUGCACGCCAGUCCUACCUCGGCGAUGACCCUUAUGGCGAUUCUGGAAACAGUUCUGGCGUCAGGAAGAUGUCUACAGGAGGAGGAAUGUAUGAACCAUGGAGGAGGUCGGUCGCUCCUCUGCAGCCUAGACGUGGCAACAAUGGCGGUGUCCCUGUUCUGGCCAAGCGUCGAUCUCAUGGCGAUUUGAUGACCCUCAUUGGUCUUCAGAAGCGGGACAGUAAUGCCUCGACGGACGACCUACUGAACUCUGCUGCCUUGGAUUACAACAACAACAAGUCCAACACCAUCUCGACUUCUUCUGGAGCGUACAUCGCAGCCUCUAUGGGUACCGACGGUGCAGCUGCAGCGGCUACUAGACGGGAACGGUCAGUCUCGACCUCGACCCUGACGCCCCUGACAGAGAUACAUUCUUCGUCGCCCCACCCCUUGUCGUUCAGCAAAAUGUUCAAGUCGAUUCGCAAGAACAGCAAGGCAUCGUUAAAGGACAACAACAACUCUUCAGCUACGGUCUCGGCCAGGAUCAACGACCCCAAGCGCUACUCCUUCAGCAGUGAUGUCGACCUUUCAGCGGGAGAUCUCGAGUCGGAGGCAUCUCACCCUCAGGAGCCAACAGAGUCCAAGCCCAACUCUCGUGGAUCCAACCAUGGUGUCAGCAGGAGAGCUACCUCGGGAGGCAUCAACAGGUGGGUCAAGGACCGGUUCCAUAAGCGGACCAACUCUAACGAGCUCGGCAACCUUCAGGCCAACAACGCGUCCAUGACUUCCCUUCACUCCAGCAACGGCGGUGCUUUGGACCUGUUGGAUGGACAGCAACCUAUCCGGGAUUCUGGAUAUGGAGUUGUCGGCGGUAGUUCGACCCCGACCCCUGAGCUUGGUGCUUCGACAAGGAUCAUUGGAAACCGUCAUCAGAACAAGAGCACAGGACAUUUGCCCUUGGGAAACCCCUUUGCCUCUCGCGACGGUACCCACCAGCUCUCGUCUUCUUUUGACCCUUCCCAGAGGAAAGAACGCGACUACCGGUAUAGCUACAUGAGUAUGGAGAGCCAGGUCACCCAGGGAACCGAGAUUGACUCUGAGGCGAUGGAUCUGGAUGCAUUUUCUCAACAGCAGCACCGGCUGUCGUCCGUUCAUUCGCCUACGACUCCUCUCCCUUCGUCGCCUAUCAUGGGACUUUCGAGCAACCAGUCCGCAGGACCAGGUAACAACUGGAAUGCGGCGACUCCUCGGUAUGGCCAGAGUGCAGCCCACAUCAAGCCUCUGAUGCAAUACCUCAAGGACCUUCACGACCUUGACCCUGAUUCUUCCGAGUGGGAAGAGGUUUACGCCUGGCGUCGUGUCUGGAACGCUGAGCGCGCGGCGCCUGCAGGAUUGGGCGGCGGCAAUGCCAACACCCCUGCUUCUUCCCAGGCCAACAAGGACUCUGACGAACCUACGGAUGAUGCGAUUCUGGAGCAGGAGAAGCAGGAUCAAUUGGCCAAGAGCGAGGAGGUUCGUCUGGCCAAAUUGCGGGCUCAGGCUUCAAGACGUCGCAGGAUUGUUGAGGAGAUUAUGACGACUGAGAGGACCUACGUUGAGGGGCUCAAGGGGUUGGUUGAGAUCUAUCUUACCCCGGCCUUGCAAAUCAUGCCCCCCGGUGAUCACAAGGCGGUCUUUUCGAACGCCCAGGCAAUCUAUACCUUCCACGCGAACCAUUUCUUGCCCGAGCUGGAGAAGGCGUACAAGAUCUCGCAGUUUGAAGCUGCAGCUGCUUCUGCUUCCCAGCAGGGUAAGGACACCUUGGCGGCGCAGAUGAUGAGUCCCGUCAGCCCUGUGCCGACUUCAUCUUCCCAGUUCUUGUCGGACCCCUCCGCCCCUUCUUCGGCUGCUUCUUCGUCCACAGCUUUGGUCCCCGACAGUGGAUCCAAGCAGGCCUCUGACAUCUCUGCCAUCAGCAGCAGCCAGGAGCAGCAGGAUGAGACAACCAACCGGGACUCCCAGGCCCUCUCCGAGUCAUCUGCCACCGCGCCGACCACACCUGCCACUUCCGCGACAACAGCGAUCAAGGUUGAGGACAGGAUCGGUCGAGUUUUUGCCGAGCACGUGGCUUAUAUGAAGAUGUACAGCUUCUACAUCAACAACUUUGACAAUGCCCUCCGGGUCCUCCAGACCCAGUUGACACAGGCUAAGCACAAGAAGAAGAUGAAGGAGUUCCUGAGAAGAUGUGCGAAGCACCCGAACCACACCCAGCUCGCCCUCCAGGGUUACUUGCUCCUCCCUGUCCAGCGUAUCCCUCGUUACAAGCUCUUGCUCCAGGAUCUGCUCGAGAACACCUGGGUCGACCAUGUAGAUUACCAGGACAUUGCGACGGCGCUGGAAGAGAUCUCGACCCGUGCGGAUGAGAUGAACGAGCGGAAGCGACAGUAUGAGAACCAUGAGAAGGUCUUGCUCGUCCAGAACCGCAUCAUUGGACAGUACAAGACCCCGCUUGUUCAGCCUCAUCGCAAGGUUGUGAGGGAGGGUAUGUUGCAUUUGAUCCGUGUGGUUACCAGGAAUGUGUCGAUGAUGGGACUGGAUAACAAGUCUUCGUCAUCCCUCCUCGCCGCCGCUGGUACUCCUGCUGCAGCUGCUGCCCCAUCGGCUCCUACGGGAGACAUGACGGUCCAUCACCUGUCGGAGGAGACGGUCGAAAAGUCGUUCCUGUUCAUCUUGUUCAACGAUAUCAUGAUCCAGUGUAACCCCAUCACUGGCAAGCCGGUCUCUGGAGGUCUGGCCGGAAGUUUGGCCGCCAUGAACGGAAGCAGUGUUACACUGGGUUCGUCCGCUGGUGCCUCAAACGGUGGAGGCUCGGCCAGCGGUACUGGUGGUGCGAGUGGUGGAGUGGGAGGUGCUGGAGGGGAUGCUGCGAAUGCUGUGGCCAAGAACUUGGAGCUCCAGCGUGUUCUUCAACUCGAGUCGCGUCUCCACCCCGCCCAAGUCAUUGGCAACGAUGUUCUUCGUGUGGUGGAUGAUGCAAUGGUUCUGUACCUGACGGGCGACAAGGAUGUGAUCCAGGCCUGGAAGGAGGACAUCAACUCGCGUUGGUAG